AUGAAGAUGAUGAAGAAGAUGAAUUUGAUGACCUAUUCCUUAACGGAAGAUCUAUGGACACUUAUACUAGCGAGAUUACCUCUGAAGUGCAUCGCCACUUUCAAAUUGGUAUGCAAGCAAUGGAAAUCAAUCGCGGAAUCUCAGUUUCUUCGCGAGCUUUUCUUCUCUCACCAUCAGAACUCGCACUCUUCGUGGUCGGUCAUGUGGCCAGACAAAGCGGGGUUCAGAAACAAACCUAAAGAAGUCAUGGCUCAUUACGGAUGCAAGGUUUGGGGGCUUCCAAGAUCCCUUGACUCUUACGUUUCCUCUUUCAUAAACGGCAUGACUACGAAGGAAACACAAAAUGUUAAAGUCUUGGCUUACACCGACGUUGGAUUUAUUCUGAUCAGUUCAAAAUCUGUAUCCGGUGAUGAUCAAGCCUCCUACUACGUGGCUAAUCCGAUUUCACGGCAAUAUGUCAAAAUCCCUCCUGUGCCUCGUGGCCCUUUUCACUUGAGAGCUAGAUUUUCCAGACCUUCUGGACUCGUCACAUGGAUUGAAAAUGGUGACCUUUUACGUUACAAAGUUGUCCUAAUGGAUAGAAGUAAAUCUGAAGGAGGUUUCUUAAGGUUACUGAUAUAUUCAUCUGAGACAUGCUUGUGGAGUUUUAAAACUCUUAAUUCUUAUGGCCCUUUGUGCUAUGUUGAUUGGUUCCAUCCUGUUAGCUUGAGCGGAAACCUACACUGGUAUGGCUUGACCUCAGACUAUAAAGUCGCUGUUGUAUCCCAUGAUUUCUACGCUACUGGAACGGAGUCUGAUCGAUGCAUGAGAAUGCCUAUAAGCUACAGUGAUACAUCAUCUGAAGGUCUAGAGAUAGACAUGGGCUGGGCAUAUUCGGAUGCUACUUAUGGAAUACCUGAAGCUUCUGUGGUCGUAAUAUGA
Messenger RNA from Eutrema salsugineum, 921 nucleotides. Its product is annotated as putative F-box protein At3g28280. Bases 1 to 921 code for a protein of 306 amino acids. The record is from RefSeq and is a predicted model, not a curated record. Gene Ontology annotation, molecular function: protein binding. Lineage: Eukaryota; Viridiplantae; Streptophyta; Magnoliopsida; Brassicales; Brassicaceae. The transcript has 2 exons.